AAGUUGCAUUGAUGUCAAAUUAAGUGGCGGUCUCUAAGCCAUGUAUACAUUUUUGGAUCUGAGUACUUGGAUAAUUUUUUUUUUUUUUUUUUUUUACAUUAUUUUAAUGUCUUUUAAAAUGUUAAACUUAAAAGCUACAUGGCAGUUCUAUAAUUAGUACUCCAUAUUUGGUAAGAAUUUAGGAUGAAAGUCAUUGAAAAUACUUUGGUGGAAUCUGUGAUGGCCUUUUCAGGUGCUGCAGCUGUAAGUUUAAAAAUGGUAAGAUGAUGCCACCAAAUGAUUUGCCUUUGUUGGUCUAGUUACACUGGUAAGGCUCUACUAUAGUUGGUGUUAGUUCAUAGCCUGUUCAGGAACAUCUGAAUCCAAUAAUUUAUAUAUGUAAUGAAAUCUUAAAAUGUGAUCCAAAUAAUUAUAAUAGUUUUACAUUGAAAUCUGGCCAGCAAUCUUUAUAAAAUACCUAAAAAUAAAUCCUAAUCCUGUAACGACUGGAAAAGUCUCUGAAAUUCACUUAUCAAAACGCGAUGAAACCCAGGAUAUGACUAAUAUAACAUCACUGCUAGAACUGAUAUUAAUGACUUCUUACCUACAUUAUCUUAUGUAAAUUCACUAAUCUGAAUUUGAAACUUUAAAUGUAUUAGUAUCUUUUGAAAUGACAUAAACCUAGUUUAAUACGUGAUAAAUGUAUUAAUGCUAAUAAAGUGGGCAUAAUGAGAAUCUCGUUUUCACUUCACUUCGUUGUUAAGUGGUGUCACCAUUAAAAACUACAGAUUACAACUCUAGUCUCUUGGAGACUGCUUUUGUGUCGUCCUUAAAACAGCUUAACCCCUUAUCUACUGCUCGCAGCUACAUUUGAAUCAAGGAUAUUAAUAUUGUCAAAACAAAGAAAUAUUCCCGGAACACAAGCAGAAAUUUGAGAAAUCAAAAGGCAAAAAGUGUUGACAAAACAUUUAGGGGGAAGAACCGUCUGCGCAGAGGAGUGACAGCUGCUUCAAGGCUGUGCCAGUUACACAGGAGCAUGGCUCGGACCUGGGGUAACUUUUUCUUCUCUCUUCUCGAUUACAAGACAGAGAAGUUUGUCAUCGCUAAAAACAAAAAGGUCGGAGUUCUGUUCAGACUCUUUCAGCUGGGGGUGAUUGGAUAUCUGAUCGGGUGGGUUUUUCUUUGGAAGAAAGGCUAUCAGGAGACUGAGGAGGCCAUCCAGAGCUCUGUGAUCACUAAACUCAAGGGUGUAGAUCUCACCAACAGCUCUCAGUCUGGCCUGCAGUUAUGGGGUGCAGAGGACUAUGUCAUUCCCCCACAAGGGGAGAGAAUCUUCUUUAUUGUGACAAAUUACAUAGUGACACCCGACCAAAGGCUGGGUUACUGCCCUGAGAGUCCUAAAGUACCAGAUGGUUUAUGUAAUUAUGACAAUGAAUGUGUGGAAGGGGAAAGUGUCAUAGCAGGCCAUGGAGUGAAGACAGGCCGCUGUAUAAAUGACACAGGAACGUGUGAGAUUUAUGCCUGGUGCCCUGUUGAGCAUGGCCAGACACCAUCGGAGCCCUUGCUGUCGAAGGCAGAAAACUUCACAGUCUAUGUAAAGAAUUUCAUCAAGUUUCCAAAAUUUGCCUUCUCCAAAUCGAACGUCCUGCCUACUGCCAACAGAACCUAUCUGAAGACGUGCAGAUAUGACAAGGAGCAUCAUCCCUAUUGCCCUAUCUUUCUUGUGAGAGAUGUGAUUAACUGGACUGGAUACAGUUUCCAGGAUUUGGCAACAAAGGGAGGUUCAAUUGGAGUUGGAAUCGAGUGGAAUUGUGAUUUGGAUAAAGAUGAAUCUCAAUGUAACCCUGAAUACAGCUUCACACGCUUAGAUUCCUCUAAACAUUCACAGAACUCUGUCAUUGGGGGUUACAACUUCAGAUUUGCUCGAUACUACAAUGAUGCAGCAGGUCAGCCCUAUCGGAAUCUGUUUAAAGUGUAUGGCAUUCGGUUUGAUAUAUUAGUUAAUGGAAAGGCUGGGAAAUUCAGUAUCAUUCCUACAGUGAUCAAUAUUGGCUCUGGACUUGCUUUAAUGGGGGCUGGGGUUUUUGUCUGUGACAUGAUUCUGCUCUACAUGAUGAGCAAAAGCUCCUUCUACAGAGAGACAAAGUUUGAGGCAGUCACAAAAAAGCAAUCUGGAAAGCACAGAGAGAGAAAGCAUGUAAGACAUCACGGUCAUCAUCGUCAAGAUGGGCGACACAGGAGAGAGGAGAAACAGGCAACAGAGACAUACCCAUUGACAUCAGUGUCAUGUCAGCCCAAUAACAACCCAGAGAGACAGAUCCAGCCCACAGGCUCAACACUCAAAACCCAAAGUCCCGAGAGAAAGCCACAGGGCACAGUGUCAUUCAGGACUCAGCACGCUACAGAAAAGCAGAAAAACAUUUCACCUGUUUCCACCCUGAGACCACAACACAACCAGUAGAGCAUUUUUGAUGCUAAUCCCAUUGGAUUUACUUUGGAUGUAUAAAAGGUAUUGUAGUGGGUUUGUGCUCAGUCAUACCAAAGAGGAAUACUGCCAGUGUUAUGCUCUCCUUUUGUUUUAAAUGCCUUUUUUUUUUUACAAAGGAUUUGCAAUGAGAUAACUAAAUAGUUUUUUAUAAAUUUGACCUGACACAAAAAAUUGUCAAACCAAGGUUGAAUAAAUGUUAAAAUAUUUUACGAAAAA
Molecule: messenger RNA, 2683 nt
Organism: Carassius gibelio (silver crucian carp)
Lineage: Eukaryota; Metazoa; Chordata; Actinopteri; Cypriniformes; Cyprinidae
Product: P2X purinoceptor 5
Exons: 12
Coding region: 1016-2440 (474 amino acids)
Biological process (GO): response to ATP; monoatomic cation transmembrane transport
Cellular component (GO): plasma membrane; nuclear inner membrane
Molecular function (GO): purinergic nucleotide receptor activity; extracellularly ATP-gated monoatomic cation channel activity
Source: RefSeq, a predicted model, not a curated record